UUUUGUGGAGAGUCUGAUGUGGAUGAUUUGGAUGUAGUUAGAGCAACGUUCUUUUUGCUGUCUCUCAUAAUUUCACUUUUCCAAUGUGAUAUCUGUUCAAUUAACUAACGUCUGAUUAUCAACAUUAUUUAUAUUUUAUCCAAGCAUCGUAUUCAAACUUUACCUUUAUGUCUGUUUCAUUCUAACCGUAUUUAGAUUCCCUGUUUGAUUCAUCAUCAGUGUACUUAACAAUUUUUGGACAAUUAAUUGGUCUAAGAAAUUCAUUUGUAAUUUAAACUUAAUUCAACUUUUAUUCAUCAAAAUCACUUGGCCCGUCAAUCAGCCGUGUCUCUACUCAACCAGCUUGUAUCACCUCAUUCAGUUUUGUUUUUUAAUUUAAAAUGUCUACUGGAAACAUGACUGAUUCUCUUGGUGUCUCGGUUGCCUUAGGCAUGAUCAAGACAGUGGUCUGUGCUUACGAUUUAAUGACUUUACCCCUUUACACAAUUGUACAACAACCUUGGCAAAGAACCCGAGCCAGGGAUAAAAUUAGAGCAAAACCAGUUAAGGAAGGGAAUUGCUACUCAGAAUGGCGUCGGACUGAUUCUCCUCCCGAUCAUUUGAUGCUUCAUGCAGAAACUGUUGACGAAUUAUUCGUGAAGACUUGUAAAGUAUAUUCUGAUAAAAAGUGUCUCGGUUUUCGGGAAGUUUUUGGUGAAGAAGAUGAAAAGCAGCCAAAUGGUAGAGUUUUUCGUAAACUGAUUCAAGGAGAUUUCAAAUGGUUCACCUACAGUGAAGUAAAUCAAAGAAUUACUAAUGUUGCUCGAGGAAUGUAUUUAAGCGGCCUUAAACCUGGUGAGCCUGUUAUGAUUUUUUCCGAGACUAGGCUAGAAUGGUUCUUAAGUGCAAUGGCGGCAUUCCGUCUUGGAGCAAGUAUUGCAACCCUUUAUGCUACGCUUGGUUUGGAAGCUUUGAUUCACGGAAUAAAUGAAACUGAAGUGACACAUUUAGUAACAACUUAUGAUUUGUUGCCAAAGAUAAAGUCGAUCAUCAAUAAUUUACCUCACUUGGAAUGUAUUAUUUACAUUGAAGGUCCUAAAAGACCUGACCUAACUGGCUUUGGAAACAUUAAGCUAGUCUCCUUUGCUCAAAUUGAACUUAAUGGUACUUCAUCAAAACAAUCUAUUCAAUUUGAGCCAAGGAAAGGCGAUGAUCAAGCAAUCAUCAUGUACACCUCCGGUUCUACCGGUAUUCCUAAAGGAGUAGUUAUCACUCAUAAAAAUAUUAUUGCGACUAUGGUAGGUUUCUAUGGUGUUGUACACAGUUUAACCCCUGAUAAUGUUUACAUGGCCUAUCUUCCGUUGGCUCACGUUCUUGAAUUAGCUGCUGAAAGUUUCUUCGUCGCAAUGGGUAUUCCAAUUGGUUAUUCAUCUCCUCAUACCAUGACUGAUAAAUCAACAGCGGUCAAGAAAGGUUGUAGAGGUGAUGCUCCUGUUCUUAAGCCAACCAUUGUAGCAGCUGUUCCAUUAGUUCUGGACCGUAUAAAGAAAGCGGUGACUGAAAAUAUCGAUGCUCAGGGACCUUUCAUGAAAAGCUUUUUUAGGUUUGCUUUGGAAUACAAACAAUACUGGAUUAAAAAUGGUUUCCAAACUCCUUUACUGAACAAAAUUAUCUGUGGCAAGAUAAGGGCCAUGUUGGGUGGAAAAAUAGAAUACAUGGUUUGUGGAAGUGCCCCCUUAGCUCCAGAUACUUGUGAUUUUAUUCGAAAUACUUUAAAUGUUACUCUCAUUUCGGGUUAUGGUUUAACUGAAACUACAGCAGGAGCCACGCUUAUGGAUUUUGAUGAUUACAGUGUUGGUCGAAUCGGACCUCCUCUUUAUGGACUCUCAAUUAAAUUAUCAGAUUGGAAUGAAGGUAAUUAUCAUCCUCGAGAUCAACCAAAUCCACGAGGUGAAAUCAUCAUUGGUGGAGAUUGUGUUACUGCCGGGUAUUACAAGAAUCCAGCAAUGACAGAUGAAUUUUACAAAGUAGAAGAUGGUAAAAGGUGGUUUUACACCGGAGAUAUCGGAGAAAUUUAUCCUGAUGGAACAAUAAAGUUAAUCGACCGUAAAAAAGAUUUGGUUAAAUUACAAUAUGGAGAGUACAUUUCACUUGGAAAGAUUGAAACUGAAUUAAAAAUCUGUCCGAUUGUUGACAACAUUUGUGUUUAUGGUAAUUCUUAUCAUGACUAUUUGAUUGCCAUCAUUGUACCGAAUGAAAAAGCUCUUCGAGGCUUAGCCAAACAACAUGACCGAGAACAUUUAACACUUUCCCAACUCUGUAAAGAUCCUGUUAUCCUGGAUGGAGUUAGAAAAAUUUUAAUCGAUCGAGCAAGCGAGGUAAAACUGAAUCGAACCGAGGUACCAGCCAAGAUAUUACUUGUCGAUGACGAUUGGACACCAGAUAGUGGAUUAGUGACAGCAGCCAUGAAAAUUAGGCGUAAAAAUAUUCAAGAGGUUUAUAUUGAUGAAAUCAAUAGACUGUAUAAUACAAUAACCUCUAGUGUUCAAUCAGCUUGAUCCCUUAAUGUAAUUAUUUUAUUAUAUUAAUCUUAUUGUCUUGAGAUUAUCUAUUUUGUUUUUAUUUUCUUUAACCGUUAAACUGUAUAUUGAUUUGUUACUUACAUGUUUUUGAUUUCAAUAGAAAAUUGUGAAUAUUAAAGCCCAAUAAAUCGAAUUCUGAGCUCUA
Molecule: messenger RNA, 2706 nt
Organism: Tetranychus urticae (two-spotted spider mite)
Lineage: Eukaryota; Metazoa; Arthropoda; Arachnida; Trombidiformes; Tetranychidae
Product: long-chain-fatty-acid--CoA ligase 4
Biological process (GO): neuron differentiation; long-chain fatty-acyl-CoA metabolic process; long-chain fatty acid metabolic process
Cellular component (GO): lipid droplet; endoplasmic reticulum; plasma membrane
Molecular function (GO): palmitoyl-CoA ligase activity
Source: RefSeq, a predicted model, not a curated record